Messenger RNA from Acanthosepion pharaonis, 936 nucleotides. Lineage: Eukaryota; Metazoa; Mollusca; Cephalopoda; Sepiida; Sepiidae. The record is from the annotation of a GenBank genome assembly.
AUGUCCUUUCUUUUCUCUCUCCGUUUACCCUUUUUAAUACUUUCUAGCUCUUUUUUCUCUUUUUCACUCUCUUUCUUUAUUCCCCUCAACUUUCUUUUCUCUUGCCAUCCUCUUUUUAAACUUUUUUUUCUUUUCUCAAAACUCCCUAUCCUUAUCCCCUUUUUUUUCUUAAUUAAACCUUUUCUUUAUUUCGGUAAACUUCUAUUUUCUAAAAUUCAAAUUAUCUAUCUAUCUAUCUAUCUAUCUAUCUAUCUAUCUGUCUGUCAAUUAAUCUAUCUAUCUAUCUAUCUAUCUCAAUGUUCUUAUCUUAUCUAUCUUCUAUCUAUCUAUCUAUCUAUCAAAUCUAUUUAUCUAAAAAAAAGUCUGUUCUUAUCUAUCUAUAUCUAUCUAUCUAUCUAUCGAUCUAUCAAACAGUCUGUUCUUAUCUAUCUAUCUAAAUAUCUAUCUAUCUAUCUAUCUAUCUAUCUAUUUCAGUCUAUUAUAUCUAUCUAUCAUAUCUAUUAUCUAUCUAUCUCAGUCUGUUCUUAUCUAUCUAUCUAUCUAUCUAUCUAUCAUAUUUCAUAUUCUUUCUAUUUCUAUCUAUCUAUCUAUCUAUCUAUCUAUCAUCUAUCUGUUCAAUCUAUCUAUCUAUCUAUAUUUCUAUCUAUUAUCUAUCUAUCUAUCUAUCUCAGUCUGUUCUUAUCUAUCUAUUUAUCUAUCUAUUUAUCUAUCUCACAUCUGUUUCUUAUCUAUCUAUCUAUCUUGGCCUGUUUAUCUACCUAUAUAUCAUUGACAUUUUUAUGUAUCUAUCUAUUUAUUUAUCUAUCUGUCUUGGCCUGUUUAUUUUAUUUAUUUACAAUGUCUUUAUCUAUCUAUCUAUCUAUCUAUCUAUCUAUCUAUCUGUCUAUCUAUCUAUCUAUCUAUCUAUCUUGGCCUGUUUAUAUCUAUCUAUCGUGA